AUGAACAUAAUAAUACAGGUGUCACGGUCCAACGAGCACCAGGUGACGUUGACCAACGUGGGGCGGGAUCUGACAGGGUACUACAAGUGCGAGGUGUCUGCCGACGCGCCCCUCUUCCACACCGUCAUCAAGACCGCCCUGAUGAUCGUCGCAGAUCUUCCCACGGAUGAUCCAGUUGUGGACGUGGAGAAGCUUAAAUACUCACUGGGGGAGAAGAUACGAGCUAACUGUACUGUGGAACCCUCAUACCCUGCUGCGAAUCUCUCGUGGUACAUCAACGGAAAACUGCUGAUGCCUGGAGCGAGCGCGUCGCGCAUCGAGACGACGUCGGUGGCGGACGCGACGGGCCUGGAGACGGCGCGCUCUACCCUGGAGCUGGAGGCGGCGGCGUCGCUCUUCGUGGAGGGGCGGCUGCGGCUGCGCUGCCUGGCCACCGUCUUCACGCUCUUCCGCAAGUCGCAGGAGCUCGUCCUCGCCGAGGACACCCCACAGCUGGCGCCCGUCAUGGGACCCACCGCGCCACACAGUCUCGACGAUGCGGCGAGCAGAGCUGCUUCCAGCUCAUCAGAAACCACCCUCAGCGUCCUUGGCUGCGUCUUCGUUGCCGCGGUGGCCACCAGGUAGCGCGCGCGGCACUGAGCAUUUCCGGUACUGCGAUUGGUCGGCCAUGGCUGCGCGAGGGAAACCUCCGAGUGUGUAGCUCCAGAGGUGACAACUGGACUCAACUGCAGCUGACUGAGUCAGCUAAACUAUAGUGACUAAACAAAAAAAAAAACAAAUCUGUAUAGAUAAAAUAUGUUCUAACCGUAAACAGCUGGUAAGCAGUUUGUAUAGCAUUUUGAUGCGAAGAAAAAAAUUUGGAAAUAAACCUAGAAGAAAACGAUAGCGAAGACAACAAUUCGUUUUGUAAAAUUUGUGGACGAGCGAUGCAAACACAAAAAUACUUUGGCUAGAGUUAUACAGGAAAUAACAAAAUAUCCAGUAAUUUUUUUUAGAUGCGGGCUUCCAAUAGUGUGGCAAUUUAGAUUUUACAGACAAUGACCCUGCGAAGUUUACUGCCAGUUGCAAAAUUGUGUUUAUAAAAGCGAUGUUUUGAGAUUGGGUAAGAGUUUCACUUCAUUUCACUUCACGGAAGUAAUCUGCAGAGGAAGAAAAGGUCUCGGAAAAUGCUCAAUAACAGUCUUGUCGGAUAAAUAAUAGCGUUUAAUGGAUUGUCCGCUAAGAUACUUACAUGUAUAUAAUUACAAUGUAUAUUAGAGUAUAUAUAUUCGUCUUGUAUAUUUGACAUACUAGUUACUAAGAUGUAUUAGACAACUGUGUUGGGUAGUAGUUCAUUGUCAUACUUAUUUUAAAAGUAUAUGUUACUCCUCCUAAGGUAAUACAAUAAAGGCUACUCCCGUCCGGGUUUAAUCCUCGUUUUUGGUGCACAUGAUACCUACUUGUUAAUAUUGUGGGUUUCAGAAAACAAAAGACAAACGGUGAACAUGUUCCAAUGCAACUUGUGUUGGUCUUGAAUAUUUCUUUUGUA
Molecule: messenger RNA, 1528 nt
Organism: Schistocerca serialis cubense
Lineage: Eukaryota; Metazoa; Arthropoda; Insecta; Orthoptera; Acrididae
Exons: 5
Coding region: 1-624 (207 amino acids)
Source: RefSeq, a predicted model, not a curated record